AGCGUGUUUCUUCUUCAGUGACAGUGAGUGAGUGAGUGAGAGAGAAGAAGAAGAAGAAAAAGAAGCGAGUGAGCAAAACUUGUCAAGAAAAAUGUGGGCUACACUUGUGUUUUUGUUGAUAGGAAGCUUGAUCCACACAGCUGACGGUUCGAUUCACGAGUACAACAACCAAAGCUUCACCAAAAUCGCCGACGCUCGUUAUUUUGUCGCUGGUUACCAAGGUAUCUACGGCUCUGAGUUUCUGGAUGUUCCUGCUUCUUCUGAUACACCUCAGCUCAAGGGAAACUCCUUCAUCAGGUUCGAUGAUAUCACUUUUGUAAGAAGCAAGGAAUCUGCUAGCAAGCAGAAUUCCACUCACGCAACUGCAGGAUUGGUUGAAGCGAUACUGUUUGAGGUGAAGCAGAAAGAUAGAGUUGGUGGUUCCUUUUUCAAAACUGAGGACAUGUGCUGUACGCCAAAACUUGCAGAUGCUGGUUCCUGCAAUCUUGGGGAAGUUAUAAUCAGCGCAGAUCCUAAUGAUCCUGAAUGGCCUAAGCGGAUUCCCACUUUUUUCAAAAGAGGUGAGGAAGAAGUUAAGAUGUCUCCCGAAGCUGUGAUCAUUAAGAAAACUGGAUGGUACACUGUUUACUUCAUGACAUGUGAUCCGGAACUGGAUGCCACCACAGUUAGAGGAAGAACUGUUUGGAAGAACAGAGAUGGCUAUUUACAGGGAGAGAAGGCUCCUUUGAUGAAGUUAUACGCCUCUAUGCUAUUGGCUUAUGUGGUUCUUGGCCUAGUUUGGUUUCCACAAGUUGCUCAGUAUUGGAAGGAUGGAAUCCAGUUGCAUAGUCAUAUUAGCUUGGUAAUUGCAUUUUCCAUUGGUGAAUUGGCAUUCUUGUACUUUGACUUCUCCUAUCUCGACUCAGCUGGUACAAGUCCUAUGGAGGUUACUGUAUCGGCAAUAACCCUUUCUUCUGCGAGGAAGGCACUGUCUCGACUUCUGCUGUUGGUCAUAUCUUCAGGGUAUGGGAUAGUGAAGCCUAACCUUGGUGGCAUAACAUUGAGGAUGCUUCUUAUUGGCGUCCUAUGCUUUGUUAUAAGUGAAUCUCUUGGGUUGGCUAUAGAAUUUGGUAACAUUUCUGAAAAUGGAAUGACCGUCUUAAUGCUCUAUUGGGCGAUACUGGAAACUUGCUUUCUACAGUGGAUUUUCAGGUCUUUAUGGAAAACUCUUAAGAAGCUUAAGCUGAACAAGAAGAACAUUGCUAAGCUGCAACUCUACAAGAAGUUUGCAACUGUGCUUGUGAUCAUGGUGGUCCUAAACUUCUUUUGGAUUUAUGUGGAGGUAUUUGUCUAUAACUCUCCGAGCGACUUUUGGCAAUUGAAGUGGAGUAUUCCCACUUUCUGGUACCAGCUUUCUUACCUUAUGUUGGUAUUCAUUUGCUAUUUUUGGCCUCCUACAGAAAAGCCGACGAGGUACCUAUACCUAGCUGACAUGGAUGAGGAGACUAAAGAAGGAGACGAAUGUCUCUCACUGGCAGAAGCUGGGAUGAACAGGAAAGAUGAAACAAAGGCUGAAGAUGGCGAUGUUGAGAGGAAUGAAAGGAAGAGCCUUCUGGAAGUAUUCAUCAUAUUGUUGGGGAAUCUACCAGGCGAGAGGUGAAACACGCAUCCUACAAAGUUACCAUGGUUUUGAGCUUAAGCUGCCUCAUAACAUCCCUUUUUCGGCUUAAGCUACCAUACUUUUUAACCUACGGCUUUUGGAGUUUUUUAAAGUUUUUCUUUCAACUCCCUAGUAGAAUUUGCAGCAGACUUGACUUAAUCGGGUUCCCUGUUUCAUGAACUUGUUUGGUAAGUGGAACAAAAUGGUAAAAAAAAUUGAAUAUUAGGACAAAAUGAAACACUUUUAAGUUGCAAUUAUUCUGUCUUCUUCCAUUAUAA
Capsella rubella is the source of this 1917-nucleotide messenger RNA. Its product is annotated as transmembrane protein 87B. Lineage: Eukaryota; Viridiplantae; Streptophyta; Magnoliopsida; Brassicales; Brassicaceae. The coding region runs from base 92 to 1639 and encodes 515 amino acids. Gene Ontology annotation, cellular component: membrane; Golgi apparatus. The transcript has 5 exons. The record is from RefSeq and is a predicted model, not a curated record. Gene Ontology annotation, biological process: transport.